Messenger RNA from Volvox carteri f. nagariensis, 654 nucleotides. RefSeq lists its product as uncharacterized. The transcript has a single exon. Gene Ontology annotation, cellular component: myosin II complex. The coding region runs from base 1 to 654 and encodes 217 amino acids. Lineage: Eukaryota; Viridiplantae; Chlorophyta; Chlorophyceae; Chlamydomonadales; Volvocaceae. The record is from RefSeq and is a predicted model, not a curated record. Gene Ontology annotation, molecular function: calcium ion binding.
AUGGCAUCCGUAGCCGACAAACAUGAACGCAUUCGUGCUAGGGUGAGGGAGUCAUUCAUCCUGUUUGAACAUAAAGAGGGCAGCCGACUGGUUGACUUCAAGGAUGUUCCGACAGCCAUUCGUUGUUGCGGUGUCAACCCGACGUCUGUGCAGCUGAAUCUUAUAUUGGAUCAAUUGGCAGCGCUAAAUGCCGAGUCUGAGGCGACUGGGCUGGUCAACAUGGAGAACUUUGAGAUAGUCGUGUCCAACUUUUUAAUUCAGCAGGAAGCUAGUCUUCUUAGAGAUGACUAUCAUACACUUCUUCGUGCUUUUCGGGCAUUCGAUCCGGAGGGGCGCGGCUUCAUCGAGGCUGAGACACUCCGGGCUUUGCUCAACGGGCGGGGCGAGGCGAUGACGGAGGACGAACUGAACAGAAUGAUGCUUGUUGCAGCCGAUGAGCAGGGACGCGUCUGGUACGAGGACUACGCGCAGGUGCGAAGGACCUCCACACCCGCGCACAAUGUACACAUGAGGUUCAGAAGCCGCGGGCCGCGGGCACAUCCUUCCAUUAUAAUGCACAGGCCCAUCAUGCCCCUUGACUUCAGUUACAUCCAGCGAUUUACAUGCAGCCUAGCCUGCUUGUUCUCGCCGGCUGUCUGCGACAAUUCCCCCUGA